UUAUCCUCCUCUUUGUUCAUCAUCUCCAAGCAGAAGAUUUCCUCUGGAUAUCACGAAGUCAACUCUAUGGAAACACCGUUGCUUUGGUCAAAGGAUCAUGAGGCUAAGGUUCAUAAACGGAAGUUAUUCGGUAACGUUUCUAAGAUGAAAUCGAACUUUUUCAAGGAUUUACCUAAGAAACUUCAAUCCAAAAUCGAUCCGGAAGACCCUUUCCACAUUGAUGUCUCCAAAGCCGUUGGUCUCAAAAGAGACGAGAAGGAGUACUACCAACGACAAUUGGCAACAUUAAAAUCCUUUGAGGAAGUAGAAAGUUUUGUAGCACGGUCAGAAAAUUAUGUCCUCGAUGAACAAAGCCAAGUGGAAGAUCAAGCCGAGAGAGCUGCACAAGAGAGAGCCAUGCAAAUCUCCAAUUGGGCUAACAUCUUUUUACUUGCUCUCAAGAUAUAUGCUACGAUAAAGAGUGGAUCCAUAGCGGUUGCAGCAUCAACACUCGACUCUUUGCUUGAUCUAAUGGCAGGAGGAAUACUUUGGUUUACACAUUUGUCAAUGAAAAACAUAAAUAUUUACAAAUAUCCCAUUGGAAAACUUAGGGUGCAACCCGUUGGAAUCAUCAUUUUUGCCGCCGUUAUGGCCACUCUUGGGUUCCAAGUACUGCUUGAGGCAGCUGAACAAUUGAUUGCAAAUAAACCUUCUGAGAAAAUGAGUCAUGACCAAUUGGUUUGGUUAUGUUCAAUCAUGCUAAGUGCAACGGUUAUUAAACUCGUCUUAUGGAUCUACUGUAGAAGCUCGAGGAAUCAUAUAGUUCGUGCGUACGCAAAGGAUCAUUACUUUGAUGUGGUAACAAACGUUCUUGGAUUGGUUGCGGCUGUUCUUGGAAAUGCUUUUUAUUGGUGGCUCGAUCCAGCUGGUGCUAUUCUCUUAGCCAUCUACACUAUUAUCAAUUGGUCAGGGACCGUUAUGGAAAAUGCGGUCUCAUUGAUCGGACAAUCAGCUCCUCCGGAAGUACUGCAAAAGUUAACAUACUUAGUAUUGCGACAAGGCGCUGAUAACAUCAAACGUGUUGAUACCGUUCGUGCCUAUACCUUUGGUGUUCUUUACUUUGUCGAGGUGGAUAUAGAACUUCCAGAGGAUUUACCAUUGAAAGAAGCUCAUGCAAUUGGUGAAUCAUUGCAAAUAAAGCUUGAAGAACUUCCCGAAGUGGAAAGAGCCUUUGUUCAUCUCGAUUUUGAAUGCCACCACAAACCAGAACAUUCUAUUUUUUCUACAAUCCCAAAUGAUUUAUGAGAGAACUAUACAUAUGUGAAUGUAUGUGUUUUUGCUUGUUUUUUUUUCUUUUUAAUGUUCUUGUACUGAAAUAAUUGUUGAGAUUAUGUGAGUCCAUGUCUAACUCUUUAUUAAUAAAUUAGAAGUCCGCAUGAUUCAUAACCA
This is a messenger RNA of Eruca vesicaria subsp. sativa (arugula), 1428 nucleotides long. The record is from the annotation of a GenBank genome assembly. NCBI's taxonomy places the organism in Eukaryota, Viridiplantae, Streptophyta, Magnoliopsida, Brassicales, Brassicaceae.